CUCUUUUCAGUAUCAUAAACCACGCCCACUCAUAACCUACUUGCAGCUGAAAUCUAGCAGGUGAGACAGAGCUGCUCGGAUCUUACCAAGAUGAGUCUUCCUGACAUCAAAUCAUCACGGAAACUGGCAGUCGAGCCUUUAAAGCAGUGCUCCGUCGUGCAGCUGAAUGUCGGCGGUCAGGUAUACACCACCACUCUGGUGACCCUGCGCAGAUUCCCCAACUCAAAGCUGGCUGAGAUGUUCAGCGUGCCUUCCAAACUCAUAAAGGACGCAGAGGGUCGCUGUUUUGUAGACCGUGAUGGGAUGCACUUUAGGGCAAUUCUUGAGUACCUCCGUUCAGAGGAGGUUCCAACUAAAAAUUUGCAGGAGGUUCACAAGGAGGCAGUGUAUUAUGGUAUAAAACCCCUGGUGAAGCUCCUGGAGGAGUCUCCACAGUUUUUUGGUGAGAAGGUCGGAAGGCAGCAGUUUUUGUCCCAUGUGCGCAACUACCACGAGAAUCUGGAGGUCCUCAUCAGGGUGGGCAGAGCUGAAGCCAUGGCCUCGCGAUACUCAGUAAUAAUCAUGUGUGUCCUAAAGACAGACAAUGACCUGGCGAGGUACAACGACGCUAUGGUCAGUCUUGAUACAAGGAAGGAAUCUAUAGUGACCUUUGGCCCCUGGAAUGCUCAAGCUACUGUGGAGGAUCUUCUGGAUUGCAUAAAAAUGGACAUCGAGGCAAAAGGAUAUAAAGUGAGCAUUAAACCACACAGCACAGAGAAAGCCUUUCUGUUUAAGAGCUAUGAUUUCUUCUAUAAGCUGACUUUUACUUGGUGGUGACUAGUAAUUUUGGUUCUGGCCUGUUAAGUGUAAGUAGAAUGUAUUUAGGUAGUGGUAAACAGAGGUCAGGAAUCUUAAUCAAAUCCACCUACAAACACUUGAGGUAAGAACACUAUGUUAUCUAUUAGUCUAAAAGACCCACCUAUAUUGCAGACAUGUGUCAUAUAGGGCUUGUUCAGGAUCUUUGUUGGCAGCUGUAGCCACCCUUGUUUAAUAUUUACUCUAGUUUGUACCAGCCCAUUACAUCAUGUGACCACAAUGUGCUCACAAAAAUGUUCUUUUGCAGAGUUUCCAAGAAACCAAUAUACAACAGACAGAAUAUUUUUCCCAUAGCGGUGUGAAAUUGUACAAAACAUUUGAUAUCUUUGAGAUGUCCGUUAAGUAAUUGAUAAAACACAACAGAGUGUGCCAUUUAAAAGGAAAGAAUUCAUUCAUGUGAGGUGUGAUACAACCCAAUAUGAUUUUAUUAUUUUCCUACAGAUGUAUGUUGUUUUAUUCCAGUAAAUAUACCACAGCAAUUUGCCAAGGAUUAAAAUUCAAACGUAUUAAUGAAUGACACUGUGUUUUUUAAAAAAGAAAAAACAUUUAUAUUUGCAAUUAAAGUCAUGGGAAAUCCACAAGACAAGUGAGUUCCUGUUGUCACUUCCCGUUGUCCUUCCAAAAAUGUUAAAUAAACUUCUCCUUACAGAAAACUUCACUGCUAAAUUUAAAAAAAAAAAAAGAAUUUAAAUUUGUUUACUAUUAGGCUUUGAUCAUGUGGUGCGACUUCCAUACAACUCGCUGUGACUAAGCUGCUAUAGAAUGGAUAAUUUAAUAGAAACCGCUGUAGUGUGUUCAUAUAAACACGUCAUUUGUAAUACAGGAAGUAGUAUCUGAGCUGCUGGUAUAGAAAAUUAAUCCAUGCGGUCAGUUUGGAGAAUUCAUCAGCGCUCUGGUAUAAUGUGUAUAAUGUAUAGUGGAAGUGAAUUUGUGUGAAUGCUCACGUAAGAACGUAUAUAACGUUCUUAUAUAUUUAUUUACUAUUGGUAUAUGCUAAAGGUAUAUUUACACCUCAUAUUCAAAAAUGAUGAGCAGUACUGGAUAUUAGUUUAUUACAGCUCACAUUUUUUUUUAAAAAGAUGUAAUUAUUGUGUACUUUAUCAUUCACAUUUUAUACUGGAUCAGAAAUAACUGCUUUCAGAUUGGACGCUUUAGCAUAUAUUUUUCUGUACAUUUUUUCUACAUUUCAAACUGUGUAUGGACACAUUAGCAUUAACAUUUUUAAGCCUUUUUUU
Ictalurus punctatus (channel catfish) is the source of this 2090-nucleotide messenger RNA. It is a transcript of the gene kctd14, whose product is annotated as potassium channel tetramerization domain containing 14. The record is from RefSeq and is a predicted model, not a curated record. The transcript is spliced from 2 exons. Gene Ontology annotation, biological process: protein homooligomerization. Gene Ontology annotation, molecular function: protein binding. Lineage: Eukaryota; Metazoa; Chordata; Actinopteri; Siluriformes; Ictaluridae. Bases 91 to 816 code for a protein of 241 amino acids.